This is a messenger RNA of Gastrolobium bilobum, 300 nucleotides long. RefSeq lists its product as uncharacterized. The transcript has a single exon. NCBI's taxonomy places the organism in Eukaryota, Viridiplantae, Streptophyta, Magnoliopsida, Fabales, Fabaceae. The record is from RefSeq and is a predicted model, not a curated record. The coding region runs from base 1 to 300 and encodes 99 amino acids.
AUGGAGAUCCAAAAACUCAUUCUCAAGUUCAGGUACCACAUCCUUGAUGCUCUUUUGUUGGUCUCCACCAUCUUCACCAUCCUCUUCUUUGCUCCAAGGUUCCUCACCGUCUUGGACUACUUUUGGCCAUUAUUUUUCUCCACCUCACUCUUCCUUGCUGUCAUUUUCUUAUUCGUUAAGGACUCAGCGUCAUACCCUACUGACAAUUUCAUUCUAAAACCUACCAAGGAACUCCUUAACUAUGUUGCCGCUGACCACCUCCCUGAACCGCCGUUGGACAAUCACAACAACACUGAUUAG